AUGCAUCUCUUGGCUCCUCUCAUCGCUCUAUCCUGGCUCGCUGCCGCCGUCGACGGGGCUUGCAGCGGACCCAACGCUCGUGUCACGCCCCCGGCAGGUGCCAUCAUCGUAGACGCUACGGGUGGCCACCCUGGAAGCUUCCGAACCAUUGCGCAAGGCGUCGCUAAGCUUUCCCCCGCGGCCGCGCAGCAGACCGUCUUCGUGUACCCGGGUGUGUACAAGGAGCAAGUGACAGUCCCGCUAUUGAACGGCCCGUUGGUGCUGCAAGGCUACACAUGCGAUACCAAGUCGUAUGCCGCCAACCAGGUGACGAUCACCCAAGCGAAGGCUCAGAAGGACAUUCCCGCCUCCGUCAUCAAGAACCGUAACGACCUGACCACGACACUUCUCCUAAAGUCCAACAACGUGAAGGUUUACAACCUCAACGUGGCCAACACGGCCGGCAACGUCGGCCAGGCUAUUGCUGUAAAGGCCGAUGGAGCAAACUACGGCUUCUACGCGUGCAAGUUCACCGGUUAUCAGGAUACACUUUACGCCAACCAGGGCCCCAGUGUCUACGCCAAGUCGUACAUCAGCGGCGCUGUCGACUUCGUCUUCGGUCUGUACGCCAAGGCGUGGUUUGAGUCGUGCGAUAUCGUGUCCAUCGGCAAGGGCUGCAUCACCGCUAAUGGCCGUGACUCCGCUGCCAACCCGUCCGAGUACGUCUUCAACAACGCGCGCGUGACUGGCACUGGAGGCGUUGGAACGGCUUACCUGGGUCGCCCCUGGAAGCCCUACUCGCGCGCAGUGUGGCAGAACAGCGACCUCAGCAACGUCAUUAACCCUGAAGGCUGGCAGAAGUGGAACGGGGACAACAACGUCGCCAACGUUCACUUCAAGGAGUUCAACAACCGCGGCGCUGGAGCAGCUACGAACCAGCGAGUUCCAUUCAGUGGAAAAUUGACGCAGGCCGUGCCUAUCACGGAGAUUCUAGGCGCGAACUACAAGACCCAGUGGUGGGUCGACACUAGUUUCUUGUAA
Phytophthora sojae is the source of this 1020-nucleotide messenger RNA. RefSeq lists its product as hypothetical. The transcript has 2 exons. Gene Ontology annotation, biological process: cell wall modification. The record is from RefSeq and is a predicted model, not a curated record. The coding region runs from base 1 to 1020 and encodes 339 amino acids. Gene Ontology annotation, molecular function: pectinesterase activity. Lineage: Eukaryota; Oomycota; Peronosporomycetes; Peronosporales; Peronosporaceae.